Messenger RNA from Trematosphaeria pertusa, 4371 nucleotides. RefSeq lists its product as uncharacterized. The transcript has a single exon. The coding region runs from base 373 to 4071 and encodes 1232 amino acids. Lineage: Eukaryota; Fungi; Ascomycota; Dothideomycetes; Pleosporales; Trematosphaeriaceae. The record is from RefSeq and is a predicted model, not a curated record.
CAGACGCCAACUUCCACCCCCAGCGCACGCCUUUUUGCACGUCGCAUACACACAAGACGAGUUCCCGGCUCACUGCAGCACACCGCGUCUGCGCGAUCGCACCGGCAAAUCAUUGCGCCUUCCGCACACCCCCCGCGAGCGCUAGCUUCCGAGCCCUGUGCGACGCCGGAAUCGCAUCCACCACACCACCACUAUUCCCAUCGCUGCUCCAUUGCUUCCCCAUCAGCGCCGCGGUCCGCGCCCAGCUCGUCUGGUGAUGGUUCCAGCGCGCUCAGGGCCUCGCUGAGAGGUCUCUUGAUCCUUUCUUUCUCCGCCGGCGCCGCUUGAUAGUGGACGUCUUUCUACGCCUCACGGCAGCCAGCCCAACAUUAAAUGGCGCCCUCCAACAUGUUCUCCUACCUCCGCCCCGGCCACGCAAAGCGCAAUGCCUCAAGCCUCGUCUCGCCCGACCCCGUCUCUAGCCCUCCUCCCGCCCAUCCGCUGUCCAGCCCUGAGCUGUCCACCGAAUACCUCACGUCGCCGCGCUUAGGGUAUUACCCUGACAAUGCGAGUUACACGUCUAGCUCGCCAGUGUCGCCCUUCCCGCCGCAGCUGCCGCCCAUUCCUCGCGUCGCUUCCAAGCUGGACAAGUCGGGACGGAGCUCGCUGCUCAGUCCAGAGUAUGCCGAGGGUGCCCAGAUGGGCUGGGAUCGAGGAACGCGGUCGCCGCCGCAUUCUGGACAGAAUCAGCUGUCGCCGGGCUAUGAGAAUAUGCGCCCUCCGUCGAGAUCAAGAGCAGCGAGCCCGCCGACGGGCAAGAGACCACAGGGACAGAGUCUGGCGCAGGUGGUGGAGCAGGCAGUCCACGCAGAGGCUCAGGCAACGCAGUCGUCGACGCAUCUGGCACCUUCAAUCAUUUCGCCAGACUACUCCAUCAAUUCCAGAUCGCAGACAUCGCUCAUGAGUGGCCUGAGCGAGAAGCUCUCCAGCACUUCCAAACCCCCCACACCGACAGGCCAGCCACACAAGCAUGGAAAGUCUAGAUUGAACCUGCGCAACCCCAUGUCUCUCUUGAUGCGCCGGCGAUCCGGACAGACGCUAGACCCCCUCUCCGACGAGUCCCUAGUCACCCAUCGUUCACCCUCCAUCGUUCCGCCUAUUCCCGAUAAUUACGACCCCAGCAUACGCGGCCGCAUCGUGCACGAUUUCAGCGCUCCUAGACCGAAUAGAAAUUUCUCACAUAGUAAUGCCUACGCGAAUGAAGAACAACGACGAGCUAGCGCGAGUCCUCCAAAAGUUGAACGAGAACACACACCAGUCUUUCGAGAACAUUUUGACGACGACACGAGUUAUGAACAGAACCAGGCCGCUAUCAGAGCAGAGCAGCUGGCCAACAAGGGUUUUCUGGCACGGAAUUCGUACGUGCCUCCUCCUCCGCCUGCGAGGUCACCUCCGCCGCCUCCGCCGCUGCCGAAAGAUUCCCCUCCCGUACCUCCUCCUCAGCCUUCGGUUCCGCCUCCUCCCCCGCCAGAGUCGGUCCAGCAGUUCGAGUCAUCCGUCCUAUCACCAGUGCAAGAAGCGCCCAGCCCUACGGAUCCACCAGCCCAAUUGACGCCGAGGAAGAAAAAGUCCACAAAGACUCCGCCAUCGUCUCGAUCAAGAGCUACUUCUGUCACGGAUCCUGCCUUCUCGCCUGCGGGGCUGCCGGCACAUCUGACUAGCAGAUCUUCCAGGUUCAGCUUUCAGAUUGCGGGCAGUGACUCUGCGCAGGAAAAGAUACUGGAGGAAAGGCACAAGCAGAAGAUGGCUGAGAAAGCUCAGCAACAAGGCCGCAUGUCCACCAAUACAAUCGAAGACGAGUAUGACGAGUAUGGCCUGGAUGAUUUCGACAUGGAUGGUGGCUACGAAGAAGAGAUUCCCAUGUUGGGUGAGGAAGACGAGUAUUCUGGGCUUGGUAAUCAGACAAUGACCCCAGGCAUGGCCGCCUUCGACUUCUCGUCAUUGUCAAUCCAACCUGGCAACAUUAACCCCAUGAGUCCGAUAAGCAUGAACGGAGAGAUGCAGACGCCGCUCGACGCGAACGGCAACCCCAUCGGUUUCGCCAUGUCGGAAGACAUGCUCCAAAAGGUCCACCUACCUGCACCAGGACGACAUGUGAGCGGAACCCAGGCUCCCAUGACUGACUUGCGUGGACUGGGCUUGAUGAACCUUCAACAAGGCCCAGUUGAUCCGACCUUCACCCCGGCCGAGACUCCCGAGGAUAGCAAGGCCAGUGUCGCCGAUGAACGGGCUAGCAUGACCUUUGACCUCGGCGAUGAUUUGUACUUUGACGAUGGCAUGAUUGAGGAGCAGGGAGACGUGGAUGCGGUCGAAUUCGACGAAAACGUCUUCGAUGAUCCCGACGGCCCAUUAUUCGAGCGCAAGCUCAGGUCUCCGCCCGUAGAGGAGCUCCGCAGCGCGCUCUCCUCGCAUCCGCCCGAGAUACCCUCGGAGACUGGAUACGAGGCCGACGACGACACUCUGACGAAAUCAUUCGAAAAGUCCGAGCCCGCAUUAGUCCAUGCGACGUCAAGAGCCCGGCAAAAGCCUCUUCCAGAUUUUAACAAUAUCGAUGCCUACCAUAGCGCCCUGGCUGACGCUGCCAACCGCGCAGAAGCUCAAGGUCGCUUCAUCCGAAAAGCAAGUGUCGACGUUGGUCGCUCCAGCUCUGAUGCAGACGAUUCGUCCUCAAUCAGCAACUCCCGCCCGAGCCUUGUUCCAGAUGACGGUCGCUUCAGCCAAGAAACGACCGCGUUCCCUCCGGAUGACGACGGCUUUGGCAUGGACUCAAGCUUCAUGGAUGACUAUGAUUAUAGCGACUAUGACUCUGCCAUGGAAGAUGACCCAAUGAUCGCUGCCGCCAAUGCAGAGGCCUUGGCCAACGACUAUGAAGGAGUCUAUGGUCAAGAGUUUGGCUUCUACGCGUCGGCACAGGGCGAGGCGGUCAAUGCAUACGGUGGCUUCUUUGGGGCAUCCAACUUGGGUAGAAGCGUCAGUGGGCGCAAUGCUGUCCGCGAGCCCAAUCUCACGCCCAUCACCGAGCGCAGCGAGUACAGCACCCGCAACUCAUUCAUCAGCCUCAAUCACUUCCGCGACAGCCAGCAGCCCCUCGCGAGUCCGGGUCUUGCUCAACUUGCUCGGAUUAGUCCGUAUGGGUGGCGUGACGACGAGGAUAUGAGCAUGGACUCGUUGAUGAAGCUGAGAAAGGGCGCUUUUGGCAGCACAGCUAGCCUCCCCGGCAGUUCGUCGAAUAGCCCCCGGAACUCGUCGCCCGCGGGCAUGCAAUUCAUUCCGCGGACGGCAAGUCCUGCUGGGAACCGCAUGCAUGAGCAGAAUGGAAGCUCUUUUGAGAGCGAUGAGUCGGUUCCCGUCACGGAUGUGCUCGACGACACCGAUGAAGACGAUGAAGGGAUGAUGGAUGCCGUUAAUGCGGUCCCUAAUGACUAUGAAGAGGAGGAGGAGUAUGACGACAGCGAUGAGCGGCCAGAUAGCCCGACGCUGACUGCGAGCGAUUACAACGCACUCUCCAGCCCGACGAGCCAUCUCCAGACCAAGGACAUCCCGCCGAUGCCGCAGAUGCCUCCGCACUCUCCGCCAGCAGUUCCCAUGCAUCCCUCCUCGCGGAUACCCGUUCACAUACCAACCGGCAUGCCCCUUCAAUCUCCAUCUACCAUUCCUCUCCCCAUGUCCCCGCCCCCUCUUACCCUGCACACAACUUUCCAUCCACCGCACCCCGCCGCGCCAGCCACCGGCUCUCCCGCGCUCUCUUCGCCCAUGCCUCCUUCCGCCACAGCGACCGAUUCGACCGCGCCCCACCGCAAAUCACUGGGUCUCAUCUCGCCCAUCUCCACGACGAGCCCCGUCACGCCCGGUGGCAGUGGCGGGUGGAAAGCGGGGCAUAGCCGGAAGGGCAGCGCGGCGGAUAGCGUGGCGUAUGUGCGCGAGCACGACGAGUGUGGCAGUGAGCGGUGGGUGUUGGAGCGCAGACGCACGGCGGAGAGUGGAGAGCUGGAAUUGGUGGGGCGCGAGAUUGUGGAGGGUGGCCGCAUCUGAGAGGUCAAUCCGCGUUUUGGUUCGGACUUUGAUUCUGAUGGCUUGGGCCCUUUUUGGGGUUUGGAUUGUUGGGGGCUGGGUGUUUGGGGGUUUGCAGCAUUUCCGUGGCGUUUUUCUUUUCCCUUUCUUGCUGAGCGAUUGGGAUUGGGAUUGGGGUUGGGAAGGAUAUGGAUAUCAUGGGUGGUAGGUUUGCGUGGUCUAUGGUCAAUCCGGCAUUCGGAUAUUGAUACGGGAUACAGACAGAUUUAGCAUAGCGACAUUGAAGCGAAAGCGGGCCUUUUUCCAAUGGCAGAAUGUGGG